AAGUGCACAAAGAAAUAAAAAAAAACUAUUGUAUUGAAGAUUUAGAGAGAGAGAAAUAGUGCAUGCGAUUGAGUGAAGAAAUUGAGCAAGAUUGAAUUUUUCGGAAUGGGUUUUGUGUUUUAAUUCGAAGGGUCAAUUUUGUUUCUUAUGAGAUUAUUUUGAUUUUAAGAAAAAGAAUAGAAUUGUUCAGAAGUUGAAAGGCAUUGACUUUCUGAUUACCUUGGUGUGUCAAUAUCCCAGAGAGACAGUGAGAAGGAUCUGAAAAUUGUUUUUUACUAAAAAAAAAACAACUUUCUUGGUACUGUCAAGUAAAAGCUUAGGAAAAUGGAAGGACAUGGUGAAAUGGGACUUAUUGGAGAAAAUUUUGAUUCUGGUUUGUUAGGGAGAAUGAGGGAAGAUGAAUAUGAAAGCAGGUCAGGAAGUGAAAAUUUUGAUGGUGCUUCUGGUGAUGAUUUAGAUGCUGGUGAUGAUCAACCACAGAAUAAGAAGAAGAAAUAUCAUAGACACACUCCUCAACAAAUUCAAGAGCUCGAAUCAUUCUUCAAGGAGUGUCCUCAUCCUGAUGAGAAGCAAAGAUCAGAUCUUAGCAAGAGGCUUGGCUUGGAGAACAAGCAAGUCAAGUUCUGGUUUCAGAAUCGUCGAACUCAAAUGAAGACGCAACUCGAACGCCAUGAGAACAUGAUUCUUAGGCAGGAAAAUGAGAAGCUCCGAGCUGAGAACAGUGUGAUGAAGGAAGCUAUGGCGAAUCCAAUAUGCAGCAACUGUGGCGGCCCAGCAAUUCCCGGUCAGAUUUCAAUGGAGGAACACCAGAUUAGAAUUGAAAAUGCCCGAUUGAAGGAGGAAUUGACCCGUGUGUGUACCUUGGCCAACAAGUUUCUAGGCCGACCACUCUCAGCUCUGGCCAACAUGGCUCUGCCAUCUCCAAAUUCCAGUCUUGAACUCGGUAUUGGAAGGAAUGGUAUCGUCUCAGGUUCAAGCAACUUCGGCAUGUCCAUGCCAAUGGGAUUUAAUAUGGGAGAUGGUGUUAUGGGAACUCCGCCGACACAUUCUGGAAUGACACAUUCUGGAAUGAGAUCACCUAUGGGAAUGAUGGGAAAUGAUGCCCAGCAAGAGCGAACUAUGCUUAUCGAUCUUGCAAUAGCUGCUAUGGAUGAACUUAUCAAGAUGUCUCAACCAGAUUGUCCUCUCUGGAUGAAGAGUUCAGAAGGUGGGAAGGAAGUGCUGAAUCAUGAAGAGUAUGCAAGGUCUGGUUCGCCUUUCACCAAUCCGAAACCGAAUGGUUAUGUGACCGAAGCUACUAAAGAAACUGGGCUGUUAAUCAUCAACAGUGUGGCCCUGGUGGAAACAUUGUUGGAUGCGGAUCGGUGGACAGAGAUGUUUCCAUGUAUGAUUGCUCGAGCGGUAACCUUGGAUGUAAUAUCUAGCGGCAUGGGUGGAAGCAGAAAUGGAGCUCUGCAAGUGAUGCAUUCUGAGAUUCAAUUGCCUUCUCCAUUAGUCCCGGUUCGACAAUAUAGUGUUCUUAGGUUUUGCAAGCAGCAUGCAGAAGGUGUGUGGGUUGUGGUUGAUGUUUCGAUCGAUAUCGGUCGUAAUACUGCUAAUGGAAACCCUUAUAUGAGCUGUAGGAGACUUCCUUCUGGCUGUGUUUUGCAGGAUAUGCCGAAUGGUUUAUGCAAGAUUACUUGGGUUGAUCAUUCUCAAUAUGAUGAAAGUGCUGUACACCAAAUCUAUCGGCCGUUGGUCAAUUCUGGCCUCGCAUUUGGCGCUCAUAGAUGGGUUGCAACUCUCCAAAGGCAGUGUGAGUGCCUUGCAAUCCUCAUGUCUACCAUGCCAUCUGAGGACCCCACAGCCAUAAAUCAAGCUGGUAGGAGAAGCAUGUUAAAGCUCGCACAGCGAAUGACCGAUUACUUUUGGUCAGGAGUUUGUCCUUCGACCGCGUGCAAGUGGGAUAUCCUUCACAUUAGUAACAUGGGUAACAGCGACAUGAAAAUCAUGUCCCGUAAACAUCAGGAUAACUCUGGCGAAUCUACCAGCAUUGUGCUAAGUGCUGCAACUUCUGUUUGGUUGCCAGUGUCGCGCCAAAGGGUGUUUGAUUUCUUGCGCGAGGCUCGGUUGAGAGGUGAGUGGGAUGUUUUGACCGGUGGUGGACCAAUGCAGGAGAUGGUCCACAUUCCUAAAGGACAAUCACUUGGAAAUUCUGUUUGUAUCCUCCGCGGCAAUAAUGCUUCUAAUGGAAAUGAGGGCAACGUGCUAUAUCUCCAAGAUUCAUGGACCGAUAGCUCUGGCUCGAUGAUCGUGUACUCUCCAAUCAACAUGCAAUCCUUGAACAUGGUGAUGAACGGCGGUGAUUCCUCAUUCAUCUCUCUUUUGCCAUCCGGUUUUUCAAUUCUUCCAGACGGCCAUUCCAACAACAAUUGCGUCGGAACUUCAAAUGACGGAAGUGGCAACGGCGGCAGCGACAACAAUGACAGUGGAGGAUGCUUGCUAACAGCCGGAAUACAAAUGUUGCUCAACAAUCUUCAAACAAGUAAGCUCACAAUGGAGUCAGUUGAUGCUGUUAAUGCACUCAUCACAUGUACCAUUCAAAAGGUCAAAGAUGCACUUGGAGUUGCAUGAAGAAAAUUGAGAAUAAAUAAAACUUUUUUUUUAUUUUAUUCAUGAUAACAAAUUUGGUUUUUUUUUUUUUUUUUUU
Cicer arietinum (chickpea) is the source of this 2689-nucleotide messenger RNA. Its product is annotated as homeobox-leucine zipper protein HDG1-like. Gene Ontology annotation, molecular function: lipid binding; DNA-binding transcription factor activity, RNA polymerase II-specific; DNA binding. Lineage: Eukaryota; Viridiplantae; Streptophyta; Magnoliopsida; Fabales; Fabaceae. Gene Ontology annotation, biological process: regulation of DNA-templated transcription. The record is from RefSeq and is a predicted model, not a curated record.